CCAUCCAAUGAGACAACCCUACAUGGACUCUGUCUCCUUGAGAUGGAAGAAAACAGGACUUUAAGACGCUUCGAAAAUUGUUGCAUUUCUAGCUACCUUCGCCACCAAAAAGGGCAUCUUCUUCCGGGAUGAAAUCUGACGUUUCAAGUGAGAGAUAAGACUAUGUUGUACCGGAGUCAGCCUUUACUUGUACCGAUCUCUAUCCGUUCUUGAAGCCUAUGAACUGGAAACUGAAACCCAGAAAGAGGCACGGGGACACCCUGCGGGGAAAGCAACGUGUGCUGGAGCCCGGAUUCUGGGCUCCAUAGCCCUUGGUGCCACACGUAGAAAGGAGCCCUGGAGAGGUCACGCAGCUUUCCCCGAGAUGUGACCUGAGCUGAUUGCCCAUGAGCGCUCCCGGGACCCCAGCACCGGGUCUCCCGGAACUCCCGGAACUCCCGCGGUUGCUGCUCCCGCUGCUGCUGCUGCUGCUGCUGCUGUUGGCCGCUUCAGGACGCGCAGCUCCUUGUGUCUCUGGCGGUUUGCCUAAACCUACAAAUAUCACCUUCUUGUCUAUCAACAUGAAGAAUGUCCUGCAUUGGAAUCCACCCGAGGGUCAACACGGAGCUGAAGUCACAUACACUGUGCAGUAUUUCAUAUACGGGCAGAAGGAAUGGCUGAGUGUAUCUGAAUGCAGCAGCAUCAGCAGGACCUACUGCGAUCUUUCUGCUGAGACCUCAGACUACGAGCACCAGUACUAUGCCAAGGUGCAGGCCAUUCGGGAAACCAAGUGUUCGGAAUGGGCUGAAACAGGACGGUUCUUUCCUUUCUUAGAAACACAAAUUGGCCCACCAGAGGUUGGCCUGAAAAUGGGCGAGAAGUCCAUCUCCAUUGUCCUGACGGCACCGGAGAAGUGGAAAAUAAAUCCCGAAGAUGACCCUGUCUCUAUGCAACAGAUAUACUCCACUCUGAAGUACAACGUGUCUGUGUAUAACACUAAAUCGAGAAUGUGGUACAUCACCAACAGCACGCUGGAGUUCACCUGGCUGGAGCCGAGCACUCAGUACUGCAUCCAUGUGGAGUCUUUUGUCCCAGGGCUCCCUCGCGUCCCUCUACCUUCUCAGAAACGAUGCUUCAGUACUUUGGAAGAUCGAAUGUCAGCAUUGAAGUCUAAAGUCAUCUUCUGGUAUGUCUUGCCCACGUCUGUCAUCAUCUUUCUUCUCUCUGUGAUUGGCUACUCAGUUUACCGUUACAUCCACGCUGGCAAAGAAAAGCACCCGUCGAAUUUGGUUUUGAUUUACGGAAAUGAAAUUGAAAGGUUCUUUGAACCUACUGAAACAAUUACACUCAGUUUUAUCGCCCUCAAUGUGUUGGAUGAUUCUAAACGUUCUCAAAAGGAUAUGAGACGCAGUGAUAGUUCCAGCCUGAAUGACCUUGAGCUCUGUGGGAGCCGGGAGCCCCAUCUGGAGGAGAUGGAGGGACCACACUUGGGAUACUCUUCGUAUUUGAUGGACAAUGUCUAUGGUGUUGAGCGAGGCGACAGAAAUGCUUGCCUAAUCCAGCGUGAAUGGCUUAGUGGCACCAUGCCCACACCGGAGGCAGACACGAAGCCCGAAUACAGUGUCCCAACUGAUUUCUACAGGGAGGCCAAAGACCACCAGUUCUGCGGGCAGGAAGAGGCAUCCAGCACAGGGAAGUUACCUGAGCUACAGGCAGCUUUAGCAAACGUAGGUCCACCUCUUGAAGACCUACGUCACCUGGGACAGGAGCAUCCUGGCUCAGAAGAGGGGCCAGGGGAAGAGUCAUCUACCACACUGGUGGACUGGGACCCUCACACUGGCAGGCUGUGCAUCCCUACUUUACCUAGCUUUGGCCAGGAGCCUGUGGAAUACCGACGUUACGAGAGAGACCGGCUCGCAGAGGGUGGCCUUUUGUCUAGAUUCUAUGAGAGCCAGGCACCUGACAAGCCAGAGGACGAGCAUAAAAACUAUUUCGUGCAAUUUGUGGAGGAAUGGGGGUUGAGUGUACGAAUGGAAAGCUAACCCCAGACUUUCUGUUGGCUGACUUCUUAAGUGAUGGGAUAUGUGCCUGUCAGCAAAUGAAUGAACCAAGUCAGGGGGUGAACCGCGGAAAUGAAUAGGUCAACCUGUCUGUGUUCAGUUUCCCCAGCAUUAGACAUGACUGUCUUCUUUCUCUUUAUGCACUUAGUCAGUCCUGACGCCUCCAGAUGGCUGACUUCUAUGGGACCAUCUUCCCAAUCCACAGCAAAUCCUGGAGUACAAGGAACUUUCUGGAAUGCAGAGCCCUGAGCUUUAAUGUAGACAGAGUAAGCAUUUCCAGGUUGGAUGGGGAGUGUGUACCAUGGUCAAGGUUUCCUACUUUCUAGCAAGUAUGCCUGUGCAGUUAUUUUCUGAAUUUUUACCAUAUGUGUUAAACUAUCCGAAUGUUUCAUAAAAUUCGCUUAUUUUAUAAA
Molecule: messenger RNA, 2452 nt
Organism: Myodes glareolus (Bank vole)
Lineage: Eukaryota; Metazoa; Chordata; Mammalia; Rodentia; Cricetidae
Gene: Il20ra
Product: interleukin 20 receptor subunit alpha
Biological process (GO): cytokine-mediated signaling pathway
Cellular component (GO): plasma membrane
Molecular function (GO): interleukin-20 binding; cytokine receptor activity
Source: RefSeq, a predicted model, not a curated record